AUGGACCAAAACAAUAUCAACUGCCUACAUCCAACUCCAGCGGAAGUAAUGGAUCCAGAAAACUCCUUUAAGCGUUAUUUGAACUCUCGCCGGGUUGUUCAGGAUGUUCUUCGUCCGAUUCUGAUAAGACACCUCUUAGAUAUGGAUAAUAUCGAGAAUACUAUCGUAACAACAUCGAGGAGCCCACUUCAGGAUCAUAUUAAAAAUCGGAUCUACGAUUGGGCUACGUCUUCUCACCAGGAUGCAAUUUGGAUCCAAGGUCCUCACGGGGCGCCAUACCCUAGUCAAAAUACCUUGACGGCUAUAUUCAUUAAGGCGCUAUCAAAAGAUCUUGAGAUCCCGUGCGUAUCUUACUUCUGCUCGCUCAGACUUCAUGGCGUACCUCUUGGCCAGGACGGCCUAUCAACGCUCUCUUGUCAGGAGUUGCUAUUGGAAAUGGUCAAGUCCAUUGUUGCACAGCUUGCCAAUUUCCUGCCUAGGCUGAUAUUUCGCGGAGUCGAUCCGUCCAUCGCGCGUAUCGUCAGUUUGAUUAAUCCCGAAGCAGAUAUUAGCGUUGCGCUGGAAAUAUUAAGAGAGAUUCGAAAUGCUGCUCCGCUUCGCCUACACUGCAUUAUUGAAGGGGUCCAGUUACUCGAGGACCGAAGUAACUUGCGCCAUACACAAAACCUCCGGCGUACGCUUCAUGAACUUUCGAACAUCUCAACACCCAUGCCUUGGCUCCUAGAAGAUGAGGCAUGGGCUACUAAGACAUGUUUUACAAGCGGCGGUUACGUGGAUGCGCUUGCCCAGAUGGUAGAGGAUGGCCAUGUCGACAAAGUAGAAGUAGAAGAAUAAGAAGAAUAAGCUCAUUAUCCUAC
Daldinia loculata is the source of this 857-nucleotide messenger RNA. RefSeq lists its product as uncharacterized. The record is from RefSeq and is a predicted model, not a curated record. The transcript has a single exon. Lineage: Eukaryota; Fungi; Ascomycota; Sordariomycetes; Xylariales; Hypoxylaceae. The coding region runs from base 1 to 834 and encodes 277 amino acids.